UCUCUCUCUCUCUCUCUCUCUCUCUCCUGCUGCUUCCAAUUAUGCGGUGGAUUCUAACCACUUCGAAUCUCUCUCUAACCAGUUGGAUUGUAAUUCCAUUCACUCUUUCUCACUCCACAAGACAUUGCCGCUGAUUAUAUUGUUCUGUUUUCUUUUUCGUUUGGGGUUUUAGAGAAUGGGUGGAGACCAUGGUCAUGUCGAUGGAGCUCAUGUUGAUUACAGGACCAAGGUGUGGAGCAUGACUGGAGGUCCUUACUGCAGGCCCAAGUACUGGAAGAGAAACACUGCCAUAGCCAUGGCUGGCAUCGUUCUCAUCUGUAUCCCCCUUGCCAUGAAAUCGGCCGAGCUCGAGCAACGCCCUCAUCAUCCUGUUCACCCGAUUCCAUCACAAAUGUGGUGCAAGAACUUUGGGAAUAAGGAAUACUGAAGUUGUAUUGUAUUUUUGGUUGAGAACACCUUUAUUAUACCCAUAGGAAAAGGCAACCUGUGCAUAUGCCUUUUCCUUAGGAGACACUAGGACUUUUAAAUGAUUCUAAACUUCCGACUUCACUAUUUUCUUCUUUCGUUUCUUGGGUCUGAUUUGAAGAAUCGAAAAUAGAAGGAAUCCAGCCAGAUUAUAGCAAGUUCCCGAGAAAGUUUUGUGGUGGAAUAUUCAACUCGUUCAAAUUUUAACGACGGUCUUAUGUACUCUGAUGGCUUGUGUGUGAUUAUUUUAAAAUUGUAUGGAUGGUUUUCAUUGUUCAGAUUUUAAACAUUUCAUUUUGUGUC
Amborella trichopoda is the source of this 768-nucleotide messenger RNA. Lineage: Eukaryota; Viridiplantae; Streptophyta; Magnoliopsida; Amborellales; Amborellaceae. The record is from RefSeq and is a predicted model, not a curated record.